GGAGGCAUCAUUUCUGGUGGCUACCGCCGGUAAUGCAUACCUAUCCGGUUUCGUACCACAUUUCCUGUGUAAUUGAAUAGUUAUUAUUCAAGAAUAAGCAUUCAAAAUGAGCAGAUUUUUCGCCACCGGCUCGGAUUCUGAAUCCGAUAGCUCGUCUGAAGAAGAACAGGUUAUCCGGCAGCCUACCGCCAAUUUCACGUUCAGUGAUGAUGAAGAGGAUACAAAACGUAUUGUACGGUCUUUAAAAGAAAAACGCUAUGAAGACUUAAACAUGACUAUUAAACAAAUCAGAAACCAUAAGAAAAUCAAAGACAUGAGUAGCUUGUUGACAAGUUUUGAGGAUUUAACUCGUGCUUAUAUGAAAGCGUACAAUGCUGUUAUACUAAAAGAAGAAAAUGGAGUGGCUCCUCGUUUUUUUGUUCGUUGUCUUGUUGAAAUGGAAGACUUUAUUAAUGAAGUUUGGGAUGAUCGUAUAGGACGUAAAAACUUAUCUAAAAAUAAUUCUAAAAGUUUAGCUUCAUUGAGGCAAAAAUUCAGGAAAUAUGUCAAGGACUUUGAAAGCGAUUUAGCUAAAUUCCGCGAAAACCCUGAGCUUCCUGACGAGGAAGAAGACCAAAAAGACGAUGCAGAAGCUGAUUCUGAUGAAAGUGAAAGUGAAGACGAGGCUCCUGCUGCUUCGUUUAAAAAAACUGAAGAGAAAGUGCCCAAAGCUCCUAAAGCAGCUGGUGAUGAUUCUGACAGUGAUGAUUCGUUUGAUUGGGGCAGUGAUUCCGAAAGUUCUUCUUCAAGCAGUGAAGACGAAGGACAGUAUCAAAGUAUAAGGGAACGAUUUUUGAAAAAGUCGACGGACAAAGAUGAUGACGAAAAGAAAGAUAGGAAAGACAGAAAUAAAGAGAGGAAGGAAAAAUUAAAGAAACCAAAACGUGAAGAAGAGGAUGAAAGUGAUAGCGAAUGGCAAAAAGUCCGAAGAGGAGUAGCUAUUCCAUCUGAAAAACCAAAAAUGUUUGCUAAAGACGCAGAAAUCACUCCUGAAGCAGUUUUACGUAAAUUGUCUGAAGUAGUAGCAGCUAGAGGAAAGAAGCGCACUGACCGUAGAGAACAAAUCGAAUUACUUCAUGAACUGUUGUUAAUAUCGGAAGCUCAUAAUUUGGGAUUAGGGCUAAGAACAAAAAUUAAAAUGUCAAUCAUAUCGUCAAUUUUUGACUACAACCCAAAAGUGUCUGACGCGAUGAAACCAGAAAUUUGGAGCAAGUUGUUGGACUGUAUAGUCGAGCUUCUAGAUUUAAUUCUUCCCGCCAAAGAAACAAUAUUUAUCGGCGAAUCGGUGGCAGAAGAUGCUGAAACUUUAGAUAAACCUAAUUUCCGAGUACGAGGUUGUAUUCUUACAAUUGUCGAAAGAUUAGACGAAGAGUUCACUAAACUCUUAAAGGAAUGUGAUCCUCAUAGCAAUGAUUAUGUACAAAGACUAAAGGACGAAAAACGUGUGUGUGAAAUUAUUGAUAAAGUCCAGUUGUUCUUGGAACAUCAAAACAUUGAUACGGAAAUUUGCCGAGUGUACAUGCGAAAAAUCGAUCAUCUGUAUUACAAAUUCGACCCGUUGGUUUUGAAACAAAAAAAAGGAGAAAUAUUAGCGUCUCAUAAAACCAAUGUCCAGAUUAUGGAAAAUUUAUGCAAGUACAUAUACGAUAAGGACGGCACCGAUCGUUUACGAACAAGAGCUAUUCUGUGUCAUGUAUACCAUCACGCUCUUCAUGACAAUUGGUUCCAAGCUAGAGAUUUAGUACUUAUGUCUCAUUUGCAAGAAACCAUUCAACAUUCAGAUCCCUCUACUCAGAUUCUUUACAACCGUACGAUGGCUCACAUUGGAUUGUGCGCUUUCCGUCAAGGCAACAUAAAAGAUGCUCACAAUUGUUUAGUUGAUCUAAUGACCACUGGUAAAGUAAAAGAAUUGUUGGCUCAAGGAUUGCUUCCACAAAGGCAACAUGAGCGUAGUAAAGAACAAGAAAAAGUUGAAAAACAGAGACAAAUGCCGUUCCAUAUGCACAUAAAUUUAGAGCUAUUGGAGUGUGUUUACCUCGUAUCAGCUAUGCUUAUUGAAAUCCCAUACAUGGCUGCACACGAGUUUGAUGCCAGACGACGCAUGAUAUCGAAAACGUUCUAUCAACAACUGCGAUCAAGUGAAAGGCAAUCAUUAGUAGGUCCUCCAGAGUCGAUGCGUGAACAUGUAGUUGCUGCGAGUAAAGCGAUGAGAAACGGAAACUGGUUGGCCUCUCGCAAUUUUAUUAUUAACGAGAAAAUGAAUGCCAAAGUUUGGGAAUUGUUCUACGAAAGCGAAAGAGUAAGAGAUAUGUUGGAGCGUCUUAUCAAAGAGGAAUCGUUACGCACAUACUUGUUCACUUAUUCACACGUGUACAAUUCAAUUUCAAUGAAAACCUUAUCUGAAAUGUUUGAACUUCCAAAAACCUCGACUCAUUCGAUUAUUUCAAAAAUGAUAAUCAAUGAAGAACUAAUGGCCUCUCUCGACGACCCUACCCAGACAGUUGUCAUGCACCGUAGCGAACCCAGCAGGUUACAGUCGCUUGCUCUUCAAUUGGCUGACAAGGUCAACAACUUUGUAGAUUCUAAUGAGAGAAUAUUUGAAAUGAAGCAAGGUAACUUCUUCCCAAGAGGUGGUAACCAAAACCAGGGACAAUAUAGGCAGAACUAUGGACGACAAGGAGGUGGUGGACAAGAUUGGAACAGACAACGAAGAGAAAACCGGGCUUAUUAAUUUUAUAAACAAUCACAUUUCUACUGUCAUUUCACAUACAACAAUAUUAUUGGAGAUUUUGAUUCAUUUAAUCUCAUUAAAUUAUUUUCUAUUGUUUGCAAAUUGAGUUAUAAAUAAUAGAUUUACUUUCUUAAUAAUUUAUUAAUAAUUUUUCAUUUUAUUUUAUAAAUAAUUAUUAUACUAGCUGUAGAUGUAUUUAAAUUGUAAGCUGUUUGUAGUGUUUGUUUGUUUCACAAAUAAAUUCUUAAGAAACAAUA
Adelges cooleyi (spruce gall adelgid) is the source of this 3027-nucleotide messenger RNA. RefSeq names its product eukaryotic translation initiation factor 3 subunit C-like. The coding region runs from base 107 to 2770 and encodes 887 amino acids. NCBI's taxonomy places the organism in Eukaryota, Metazoa, Arthropoda, Insecta, Hemiptera, Adelgidae. Gene Ontology annotation, cellular component: eukaryotic translation initiation factor 3 complex. The record is from RefSeq and is a predicted model, not a curated record. Gene Ontology annotation, molecular function: translation initiation factor activity; RNA binding; translation initiation factor binding. The transcript is spliced from 15 exons. Gene Ontology annotation, biological process: translational initiation.